Molecule: messenger RNA, 4562 nt
Organism: Aethina tumida (small hive beetle)
Lineage: Eukaryota; Metazoa; Arthropoda; Insecta; Coleoptera; Nitidulidae
Gene: sky
Product: GTPase-activating protein skywalker-like
Exons: 12
Coding region: 476-2245 (589 amino acids)
Source: RefSeq, a predicted model, not a curated record
UGCGCGACGCUCACGAUGGGAGUGGCCACGAUCGCGCAGUGACACACCGACCGCGAGUGGCAGAACAACACCGUCCGAUCCCGUCACAACCGAUCAUCCUGUGGUGUGAAAGACAAUCGCGAUUGUUGCCCGUCGAAUAGUCGGUAAUACAGUGAACGAGGGCCGGCGGAAAAGCGCGUCGAGGUUCUGUGCUGUGACUGGUACGGUUUUUCAGUGGUUUUCCAGUGUGACGUUUCGGGGUUAUCGAUUCCAAUGGUGGCUUCGGUGGCUGUCCGGUGGAUGUGCCGUUGACUUCACAGGCCCGACCUCGUGACGAUGUUCGAGGACCUGACGUAGUGCUCCAACCGCGGAGCCGUAUCACUACCGUCGCCGCCGCCGACCGUCCACCCACCGUCCGCCUCCGCCCCGUCCGGAGUCCACGAGGACCAUCGCCAGCCCGGAAACGGCCUCCGGCGCCGCCGCCGCCUCCGCCGCGAUGCCGUCGGUGCUCGAGGAGAUGGGCGGCGAGGCGGUGUUCACGCCCCUCGUCGACUCGGGCGGCAUCCAGAUCGUGCCGCCCAGUCCGACCGCCCGUCCCCUCAAGACGCUGCAGGACGUCAAGGCGCUGCUCCAGCAGGGCAAGCGGCAGGAUCUCAAGCACGUGCUGCGCAACAACGCGUGGCCCGCCAACCAUCCGAUCAGACAGCAUCUGUGGAUACUGCUCUGUACGCAGCACCAAAACGGAAAAGGCACCAUGAUGGAAGGCUUCUACAGGGAAAUGGUGACGCAGGUGUUCGGCAGUCAGGACCUGCCGGACAAGCCGAUGAGUUUGCCGCCGUUCGUCGAGCCGAGUCACUGUCAGUCCUACUACAUGACGCACAAGGGCAGGAACGUGACGGACCGCGUGGUCAGCGUCUUGGGAUACGCCUGUCCCGACAUAGUCUACAGUCCCACCAUCUACCCCAUUUGCGCACUCCUUCUUCACUACAUGUCCGAGGAAGACUGCUACCAUUGCAUGGCCAGCUUGGUGGCUUCGAAGGAGAAGACGUUCAUCACGCAAACGAAACUGCUGAACGAGGUCACGUGGAAAACCGUCAUGCAGAUCAGCAAAAAACACGUGAAAGGAGCCACCGGAUUCAUACAGCGUCACUGCACCAGUUCGAGGGCCGAGACCAUCUACAAGGACUGGAUAUGGUGGAUAUUCCAGGGCCUGCCCUUCCACCAUCUGAUCCGCGUGAUGGACUGUUUCUUCCACGAAGGAAUCAAGGUCUUUUACAGGAUAGCGAUGGCCAUACUGAUAUUGUUUCACAAGAGCUCGUCGUCGUCGUCUUCCGAGUGGCAGGCCGAAAUACAAAAGAACGGCAUCGACGGCGCCCUCAACAAGUUCUGCAAAGAGAUACCGGUUACUCCGCAGAAAGUAUUAAAGGUGGCGUUCGGGAUUAGAGGACUGAGCACCUCGUCGAUAUGCCGCAUCUUCAUUAAGACUGAAAUGCUCCUCAAGAGCAAACAUGUGAUAAUGAACAAGCCCCUGUUGCCGAAGUCACGGUCGACGGACAACCUGCCGACCAGCCAGAGCCAGACCAACAUACAGAUGGUGUCGCACACUCUCACCAUUCGCGAGAGAAUGUCCGAAGAGAUGUACAAUGACAUGGGAGCACACUCGCCCGGUCCGAGAUCGCUCUCGAUGGGCAUCUAUCCGAUACAGAACGUCGCAUCGGUCAUCCUCGAUCAUCAGGACCUGUUGACGCUGUGGUCGUGGCUGCCGGUCAGGAUCACGAUGUACCAGCCGAUCCUGCUGUACACGACCGAGGAGCAUGGCUGCUCGCUGACCACGUUCUACGUGCGAGUGGAGCAGCACGAGCCCACGCUGCUCAUGAUCAAGACGUGCAAUAACGAAGUGUUCGGAGCGUAUUGCUCGUCUCGAUGGGGCGAGCGCAACGUGAAGGACGACCGCGGUAACAGGCAGGCGUACUUCGGCACAGGCGAGACGUUCCUCUUCUCGCUCUAUCCGGAACGGGCCAAGUAUCCGUGGGUAGGAAUGGACGGCGACAAGGUGCAUCACGCCGCCGAACUGUUCAUGGCCGCUGAUUCCAAGAUGAUCACCAUCGGCGGAGGCGAGGGCCAGGCGAUCUGGAUGGACGAGAACAUCCGUUACGGGAAAACGGACAGGUGCCAGACGUUCAACAACCCGCCCCUGUGUCCGAGCGGCGACUUCGAGAUCCGCGUGCUCGAGGUGUACGGCUUCGCCACCGAUCAGCUCAGCUAAACGACGACGCAGAGAAACGAGAGAUGUAUAAUGGGGGAUCAGAACAUUCCGCCGCGCGAGGCUCCGUGGGUUUGGAGCCCUCGCCGGUUUUUCAUUUUGUUUUCAUUGUCAUUUUCUUUUUAAAGUGUUUGUAUAAUUUUUCUGUCCCCCGCGGAUGAAUGACAAGUACUAGAUCUAGUCGUUAACUUUAGUGUAAUUUAUGACAGAACAUUUUUAUGUACAACUUUAGUCCUUCUAUUGAUUUUAUUUUUAUUAUUGUUUGUUUUUAUUUUUCGGUGCGUUACAAUUUUACUAAAAAAACUGGAUAAUGUAUAUAUUGUAUAUUGUUAUGUUGCGAUUAUGCCUGUGCGCGCGUUUAUUGUGCCAAAAAGGUUUUAGUUUUAUUAUUAUUAUUUUUUCUAAUCGUUCUGUCGCGCCGAAUGUUUUGGUAAUAUUUUAGUUUGAGAAUUUUUUAUCUUAUUUUAUUUUAUUUUAUUUUAUUUUAUUUUAUUUUACUUAUUGACUAGAUUUCAAAUUUUAUAUGCUCGAUUUAUGUAUAUACAUAUAGAUAUACAAUUUUUAUUUAUAUUUACGUUGACAUUUUAAUGUUUUGUUUAUUUAUAGCAUCAUCACAAACCCGAAACAAGGUUUUAAGACAAUACGACUUCAUGAUCCAUUUUACGAGAGCAUUUAUCAAAACAUGCGGUCGGUAGAAACGGUAAACGAGUAUUUUUUGUGCUUCUUCAAAUCAAACUUGUUUAAAGUAUUGUUUUCCAUUGUAUAAAAAAGUAACAGAUUUAAGUUGAUCUUGUAUAUGUUAUAUAUGAUAUGUUGCAGUAUUUAAUGUAUAUAUUAUUUUUUUCUGUUAUUUCGUGGAUGUUGUUUUAGAAGAGAUUGACUGAUUUUUAAAAUAUACACAAUCAAAAUCUUAUGGAAAAAUGUGUUCUAUCCGUAGAUUUCUAAAAAUAGAGAACUAAAGUCGAUAGAUGAAUAGAAUUGUUGCUGUUUUGCUCAUUUCAUAGGCAUAUCAUAUCAUAGUUGGAACAUUGCAUAUAAGUUUCAGUUGUAUUUUUGAUAUUUGUUAAGUUUUAAACCAAAAGUCUAAUAAUUGUUAGAGAACAUUUUCGUUUAGGAACGAGUUUAUUUAGAAGAGAUACCUGACGCCUCAACGCCCAUUUGUACAAAACGCAAAACAUAUUUGGGCAUCUUGUUUGAUUAUUUCGGAUGAUUUUAGUAGAUUGUUGGUUAAUGUUUAAUGUUUUUGCGAGCAGAGUUUAUAUGAAAAAUUGUUUAUAAAUCGUUUUACUUGAACAAAAUCGUCCCACAAUCCGCGUACAUGCGUAUGGUUGCAUUUGACGAGUGUAACAUUCCCAAUCGGUCGCGUUUUGCGGGAAGAAACGGGCUACUAUUUUUCACAAUUCACAAUUUAACAAUUCGAACAAGUAUUAUUGAGUAUGAACCAAACCAAAAAUUAUUUAUUCUUAAUUGAACGACAGUCAAUUUGUAUUAGCAACGAUAUUUUCUAUGGAUAAACAAAUUUUAGGGAGUAGAAAAGACAAGUCCGAGGUAGCGAAACGCUUCUUGUUUCAGAUGCGGAACACCACAAACAUCACACACGUAAUUUUUAUUAUUAUAGGUGUAUGUCUUAUCGGUGUGUCACAAAUAAAUGUACGACUCAUAGAAUAUGAUUUUUUGUAUGUUCCUUGUGCAUUAGUUAUAGUAGAAUGUGAUGUGUAAUUAUUCAAUGUUGAAAUGUUAAUCAUAUUGUAUAGCCUAUCUGUGUCCCACCCUUAAGAUGCCUUGUAAAUUUUCAAUUGCUUGUUAUAUAUAAUUAUAUAAAUUUAUUAUUAUUAUUAUUAUUAUUAUUAUAAUAGAGUAUUGGAAAUGAUAUUUAUUUUAACCAAGCUAUUUACUGUAGUCUGCCUUAUCGUUUGUUGUUGCCAAGCCAGAAGCUCACACAACAAACAAAGGCUGUCUAACAUUUUUGUUACAUAUGUUGUUGGUAAGCAAUAAAUGAUGUGAUAAUUUUAGACAAGAUUUUUAAAUAUCUGUUGUUUAGUUGCAGUACACGGUUGGUUAAACGGAUGAUUAUUGAAUUGAUUCUAAACAAACAUAUUAGAACGUACUACAUGUAUAGGAUAUAAAAAAAUCUUUGUCUAAAUUGUGUUUAUGUAUUUUUUUAGAAUGUAUGCAUUGUAUUUCAUUGUAAGCUUGUAACCAAGUUUUAAACAUUCUCUGACUGUUUACUAGUAGUUACCAGUCCCGUUCUUUGUACUGAUGUAUCCAAUGUAUUAUUAUCAAGUGAGUGUUACUCAAUCUCAUAAAUGUCUUUAUAUUA